AUGUCGUCUCCCUCCGCCUCAGAAGAAACCCUCUCGCCCACGACGACGCGGUCCUCGACCAAGUCCAACAUGAAGAUCUCGAUGCCGCCCCCACCGUCGGCCUUUGUGCACCCCAGCCCCGCAUACAUCAUCGCGCCGACGCCGUCACCGACCCAAAACCCCAACGACGGGUCGUGGCAUCCUCAGGACCACUCUCACCACCACAUCCACAUCGCGACGCCGCACCCCUUGGCCGCCGCCGCCAACUUCCUGGACAAACACGUCCCGCUGUUCGCCAAGCACCACGCCGAGUUCGCGACGCAGCACGAGAUCCGCGCCGCCAAGCGCGAAGCCCGUCACAGCCUGGUCGAGUCGCCCAUCCCGGAGAUGGACGCCGAGAGCGUCAUGUCCGCCAACGGGGGAGCCGUCGGCGCCGCCAUCCACAGCGCUACCGUCAUGGGGACAGCCGCCGCCCUGGGCGAGCCGUCCCAGCACGCCCUCGACCCGGCCGCCUGGAACGAGGUGCUGGCCAAGCGCGAGGCCGCCCGCUUGCGAUCCGGCUCCAACAUGACCCGCACUGGCGCGGACUUCUCGCACGACAUCGCGAGCGACUCCGAGUCCAAGACCUCUGGCUCGCCGGCCAUCACCCCCUAG
Messenger RNA from Fonsecaea multimorphosa CBS 102226, 633 nucleotides. RefSeq lists its product as uncharacterized. The coding region runs from base 1 to 633 and encodes 210 amino acids. NCBI's taxonomy places the organism in Eukaryota, Fungi, Ascomycota, Eurotiomycetes, Chaetothyriales, Herpotrichiellaceae. The record is from RefSeq and is a predicted model, not a curated record. The transcript has a single exon.